AUGAACAACAAAUUCGAUGGUUGCGGCGAUGCGCAUGCCUAUCCGAACAGCUCCGAUUUUCAAAGACUUGCUGAAGCAUGUCUUCAAGAAGAAGGUUCUUAUUUUGAUGGUUGCUCGAAAGUGUGCAUUAAGGACAAGUUCCUUAUGCCUAUCAUGCGGCAUGAAAGUCUAGAAAGUUUAGUUUAUGGGCAGAUUUUUCCGGUUUUGGUAUUAUUCGCAGUUUUUGCAAACGCUGCUGUUGCGCUGGUAUUAUCCAAGAAACAUAUGACCACUCCAACUAACGUUGUUCUAAAAUACAUGGCUAUUGCUGAGGUACUGGUGGGUCUCGUCCCACUACCAUGGACUGUUUUCUAUUUUACUAUGGGAAACUUCAAAGAAAUGUACCGACUAGAAACGUGGUGGUGUUACUUACAUAAGUAUAGUAUGGAUGCGUUUCCACCAAUUUGUCAUAAUAUUGCAAUGUGGUUAACAGUACUACUAGCUGCACAGAGAGAAAAGCGGUCGGAGGAGGCCGCUAGGCAGAGAGAUAGCAAUUCCACAAGUUUAAUGCUGGUUGCGAUUGUGUCAAUUUUUUUGAUCGUUAACUUGCCACAAGCAGUAUUCAUGGCACUUCUCUGCGUCUGCGAGACUUUUUCAAUUAGGUUGUCAAUUCUGGAAGGAACUUUUCCUGUGGUGUUCCUCAUUACUAGUAAUAUGAUUGUAAUAGCUACUUACCCCAUAAACUUUGGAAUUUACUGUUUCAUGUCAAGCAGCUUCCGUCAAACGUUCAAAUUGAUAUUUUGCCCCGGAACAAACCAGCUGCAGUGCGAACGAAGAAUCGAGGCGCCAAGUGUUGUUCAUUCCAGUCGAAGGUCGGAUAUCUGCUCUCAUCUGGUGAAUGUCUGUACAAAUUCUGAGGGAUUCAUGCAAGUGUCCCACCAUUGUCUACACGCGGAUUAUAUUGGUUCAGAUAGACAAUCAACACAGUUCACAACAAUUAAUACAGAUAGGAGUGAAUGA
Caenorhabditis remanei is the source of this 999-nucleotide messenger RNA. RefSeq lists its product as uncharacterized. The record is from RefSeq and is a predicted model, not a curated record. Gene Ontology annotation, molecular function: G protein-coupled receptor activity. Gene Ontology annotation, cellular component: membrane. The transcript is spliced from 8 exons. The coding region runs from base 1 to 999 and encodes 332 amino acids. Lineage: Eukaryota; Metazoa; Nematoda; Chromadorea; Rhabditida; Rhabditidae. Gene Ontology annotation, biological process: G protein-coupled receptor signaling pathway.